UAUACAUGAUGCGUGAAAAACGCGCAUGAUAAUAGUCUGAUUCUGCUACCACGUCUGUUGUAUGGAGGGGGCGGACGCACAUACACAGAAUAGACAAAAGGAAGAAAUGGCGGCCAACAAAACACUAUUGGAGGAAUCCAGCACAGAAAGUCUUAAACUGAUAUGUGAGUUUGCGACAUUACCUUCAAGAACAGAGCUAUCCGAUUCUUUACCUUUGCAUCUUAGUGACUGCCAUAUUAACGAUCUCCAAAAGGAAUAUGCUCUACAACAUGAUGAAGGGGGUUCGAAUUCAGAGGAAGUCGACAGCAACGACGCCCUUGAAGAAAAAUCCGAAAAUGAGCCUUCAGAGAAGGAACUGUGUAAUAUGGACAGGCCUGAUACUAUACCUUGUACAUUGAAAAGCCAGAUGAUAUCAAGUCCUAAGAUGAAUGCUCGAGCCGCAUUUUGCUAUGAACCAUUUGUGAUGUUGGGACACCAUGUGAUAGAAAACAUCAGAACUCUGUGGGAAAAGAUGUGGAUCCCAACAAGUGAAGAUGCCCUGGCAAGCGGCUAAGUUAUGCAAGAAUUCCAAAUGUGCAGCCCUUGAGUGGGGUUAUUAUUAUUUUUCCAACUGGGGAACCUUUACAGAACUUGAGAUGAGCAUAUAUAUUUCGACAGUUGCUGUUUCAUCCAAGACCUGAAUUUAUGUGUCAUUUUUUAAGUCGACUAAAAUGGUCAAGGAUUUAAUUUGUAUCUGUUUAUGCAGUCUUUGUCUCCUUCACACAAUAAAACGUGCGUCUUUAAUGGCAAAAGCGUUGACCAUCUGUUGCAUUUCGUUUGUCCCAACUUGACUCGUUAAAUGGGAUGAGCUGUUUAACAUAAAAAUUUGCAUGUACAUUAUAUGCACAUUCAUAUUAUAUUCCAAUGUAUCUCAUUUUUAUCACACUUUAAGUUCUUUUUACUUGAAGAUCAAAUUACCCAGUAAGUACCAGUUGAUUUUUCAACUUGUCUUCAAAUGUUACGUAAUAAUGCGCCAGCUUACAUUUUCGUCUACUAAGAUUACUUAGUGGAGAAGCCGUAAACACUAGCAAACCAAUGUACUGAGCAUGCUCAGUGUGCAAAGCUUAUCAAAAUGGAGGACAAGAUUUCUGGCCAAAUUAUUUUAUAAUUUCAAGAUAUUUCCUGCAAUUGAAGAUAUUGACGCUUGCAAGAUAUCCAAAGUGUUAGAUGCAGGAUCACAAGGGAAGGGGUACUCACUGACACUCACAAUCUUGAUGAGUUACAUUCUGCAUUACCCUUGCAACAACCAGCUGUAGUUCUUUUAUAGCGGAGGAAGAAUAAGGCAAGGAUACCAAGAUGUCUUCAGACCUGACCUCAAUCAGCAGAUUCCGGUGGAUGAUCGUUUUGCUUGCUGAUGAAUUUGAGAAAACUGACUUGGACAGGGCUAAAAGUCUUGUCAAGGAUAGGCUGGGGCCUGCAUACCAGAAGAUAGAUGAGCCUCUUGCAUUCUUUGAUGAGCUGGAGAACCAGAACCUCAUAAACGAUGGAGACACCAACUACCUGAAGACGUUGCUGGAGCACGUCUCCCGCAAUGAUCUGAUUGAGCAGGUGGAAAACUAUGAGAGGGAGCGCAAGGUGGUGGUUCGCCAAGUCUUCCGAAAUCCUUCACUCUUGGAAGGGCCCUUCUUUGGGCGGAAGGAGAUCAUGGAUAGGAUUGUAGGCAUACUAGACGAGACUUACGAUCGUAUUCACUGUAUAGGUAUCAGUGGAAUGCCUGGUUCAGGGAAGACCCGACUGGCGAAAGAGUCCACCUAUAGGCUCAUCCGUUAUGGACAGGUCAUUUUCGUGGAUCUGAGAGAGCUCCCUAUGGUAGAGGAUAUCUUCUUUGCUAUUAUGCAUGCCCUAGGUGUGGAGUGCCGCAGCUAUGAACCUGAUAUGCUCUAUGCUUACCUUGAGCACUACGACCCAAAGAAGCACUCUGGGGCUGUUAUUAUCCUGGAUAAUGCUGACAAGCCCUUGGACCCUGGGACUGCAGAGAAACCCAAUCAGGCUUAUAGCCAGUUUGUGGACUUGAUAGACAACAUGCUCAACCUGGCCAAUCCUAAGGUCAAAGUGGUCGUCACCUCAAGGAUUGGUCUAGAGCAUACAAGGAUUACCAGCCGUCACCUCCAUUGUUUCCGCCUGGAUGGGGAGAAUGACCUGGACAUUGAAGCUGCUAUGGAGAUCAUCAAAUACCAUGCUGGCAAGACGGAAGUUGAAAACGAAGAUGCCCGUACAUUGGCUGAUCUAUGUGGAAAGAUCCCUUUGGCUUUGAAGGUUGUGGCCAGUCGCUUCCAGGAUGGCACCGUCACUCCCAGAGACAUGAUCAAGCAUUUGUCACGCCAUGAUGAUGUUCAAGCCCAGAGGCUUGUUGGAAGCCUUACACACCUUGGUCUGGCUAAAGAUGAUCAGCUGGCCUACAGCCUAAUGAACACUAUCCAGAAGCUGCCAGAGGCAUACCAGCGCAACCUUGUGAGGUUGUCAGUGAUACCUGGGACAUUUAACAUGAAGGCAGCGCAGGAUAUCCUGGAAUAUCCCCACAAGGAUCGGGUGGGUCUCAAGCUGGAUCUACAGGCCUUGAAGUACAGGAGCCUCCUAGAAAGUGAUGUGGUAGAGGUAGAAGGAAAGAGCAACACAGGAUCUGCAAGAUACAGUAUUCAUCUGCUUCUUAGAUCCUUUCUCCAGCAGCUAUGCACAAAAACGGAUAAUCCAUUGGCGGUAGAGUAUGAAAAGGGUGAGGAUCGAUUCAUGAGUCACUUUGGUAAGAAAAUAAAGCGUACAGCAACAAUUUUCCAGAAGGAUUUUGUGAAGGCACUGUCUGCAAAGCAAGACGAGAAGGCCAACUUCAUGCAUGUGCUUGAGUGCUUCAAGUUGAAGAAGUUCCCAUCAGAUGAGGAAAAUGACUGGCUCCACAUGGCUGUGGAGCUGAUGAUGGUUCCCAAAGAGAGGCUUUCCUUCUAUAGAAGCUGCAAGGACAGGGCAGAGAGAGAAGGAAAGAAACAGAUGUGUGCAGAGUUCUGCUGCCAUGAGUCCCAGCACCUUGUGGAUCUUGGAUUUGAUGUUGAAGCCAUCAUGCCUCUCUUCGACAAAGCUGAAAGUAUCCUGAAGGAACUGCCAGACCAGAAAUCUUACUCUGUCCAGCUCAGUUAUGCCACACUGUACCACUUCAGAGGCAACGUAAUAACUCGCCGUCUCAAUGGAAAAGAUGCACUUGAGCAGCUGAAGAAAUGCCUGCAGAUACGCAAGGAGAUUCUUGGGGAUCACUUCCUAACGACCCGGACCCUGAACCUCCUUGGUCAGGCCAUGCAGUCUGCUGCCAAGACAGAACGGUUCGGGUACAUCCAUGAGGACAUGCUGAAAGCCAUUGACUACUUCCGCAGAGCUCUGGACAUGUGCACUCGUAUCACUGGAUCUGAUAGACACGUUGAUACUCCAACCAUCCAGCUGAAUAUUGGAGCAUGCUUGCAUGAGCUGUCGAGGUAUGGGCAGGCAUUAGAAUUCUUCAAGAAAUCCCUGGAGUUGGAACGUCUUCUUGGAAUGGAUGGAACGCCAGGGACUUGCAUUACGCUCAAGAAUAUGGCAAUGAGCUACUUUGCUCAAGAAAAGUACGACAAUGCUCUUCCACUCGCGUUACGCGCCCUCGAAGGCCGUCAAGCGCUUCAAGGAGUGCACCCCAACACGGCCCGCAGUCUCUACUUUGUCGGUGCCAUCCACCUGGCAUCCAAGAGGUACCGGGAUGCCCGGCGCUACUUUGACAGGGCUCUGGAGAUGGAGGAGACGCUCUGGAGCCGGGGGAUGCCUCAUAGUCCAGACUGGGAACACCUCAAGGAUCGCUUCAAUCGUCUUCUUGUCAUCCAGGGUAACAACCAGGCCAUCCAAAGAUACCGCAAGAGGUUCAAGGAAGCAGAAAAGGAUCGAAAUCGAGGCGAGGUUAGUGGCUGGAUCGACAGAGGAGAGGAUGAUUCAAUAUCUACAUCAUCAUCAGGAUCUAUAGUUCUUCCUGCAAAGAGAGCAAGGUCGUCCUCUGAUAGCGGUACAACAACUUCUUCAGAACACAUUGAUGAGAAGAACAAAGGUGGGAGGAAAGCAGAAAAGGAAAAUGUAAUCCUGCCUGGUGGAGAUGAAGCUGAUAAUACAAGGGAGCCUCAAGAAGGGUGUAUUAUAGAUACAAAUGAUGGUAACCUGGAUUUGGGUGAGGGGGCUAUUCAAAUUGAGACGUUCUCUUUGUCCUCUGGUGAUACCGGGUACUCGGGGGCUCCGCCUAUUCCCAUCAGAUUUGGCCAAUCAGAGGACAGGACCGAUGAUGGAUCCGGUUAUGACCAUGAUUCUGAAGAGGAGGAGAGGAAGCGGCAGGCCAAAAGGAAGAGGAAGGAGAAGAAAAAGAGGGAGAAAGAAGGAAGGGAUUAUUCUGAUGGUGGAUCGCAAGAAGAAGGUGAACAAGACACAUACAACUGGGAUAAAAGCCUGUGCAGGGUCAUGUGAUGCACCAUGUGACUACAGAGAGUGUCAGGUGACUGAUCAGCCACUAUAAAGUUAAUCAAGUCUUCAAGUUUGUCUAGUGAGGGAUUAAUCAUGUCUAUCUUCCAGAAAUAAAGAUGUACUUUUACUUGCUUAAAGGGGGAGUUCACCUUGGUAUCAAAAUGAGUUGAAUGAAAACAGAAAAAUGAAAGAAUCAUGCUUUUGUGGGUUUGUUAGAAAUCCAUAAAAUAAUAACUUAUUUAUGGGUAGGGCAGCUUUUAUUGUUGACCUCAUAUACAGCAAUCAACUGCUGCAUAUGUCAUGUAAUAUAAGGUUCCAUAUAUUCCCAUAUCCACUGGUUCAUGAUCCUGAGGAUACUUUUUUUUCUCAGAGAAGGGUUCAUGUAAAUAAUGUAUGUCUGAUGUAUUGAAUGCACCGAUAGAAAAAAACAUAACAUUUUAUUAAAGGGAAGCAUCAUGGUGUAGCUAUUCUAACUCUCGCCUUGUAAUCAGAGGGUCGUGUGUUUGAAUCCCACCAUGGGCUAGCGUCCUAUUAUCAUUACUAGGUCAUAGUUCUUUAAUACGAGUAAACAAUGAGCGUAGUCAUGUGACAUCAUCCAAGCUUAUAUGUCAAGCAAUUCCGAGAAUAAGCCCGCCAUUGCUUGACACCAUUUCUGCAUAGAGGUUACAAAACUAAAUACUGAAAUACAAAACAAAUGAACUCCUGCACCAAAAACUUGCCAACUACAAUUGUCUGGAAUGAUAUACAGAAUAUUCUUACAAUGUGACAAUGUACGUAGCAUAACAUCACAAUCGUAACAAUUCAUUUAUAUAGCAACAACAUAAGAGAGGCAUAAAUAGUAAGUACAUGUGAAGGAAAUAAGGAAACAUAUAAUUAACAAUACAAUUACAAUGAUUUAAAAAGCAGAUGACGUGAAAGUAUUGAGACGUGUAUUAUUACAAUUAGCCAAAAUCUACAAAAUUAAGGAAGUAAGCUGAAGUUGUGAGUCGAACAAAAAUAUCAAAAUAGAGGGCCGAAUGUUAGAUUAUAUGAGAGAUUGAGGUACAGCUUGAAUAGAAGAAUGCUGAUGGGUCAUGACUAGCUAAUGCUGAAUGCUUCUUCAAAUGAAAUUUUAAAGGUCAAGUCCACCUCAGAAAAAUGUUGAUUUGAAUCAAUAGAGAAAAAUCAGACAA
Molecule: messenger RNA, 5669 nt
Organism: Lytechinus variegatus (green sea urchin)
Lineage: Eukaryota; Metazoa; Echinodermata; Echinoidea; Temnopleuroida; Toxopneustidae
Exons: 11
Coding region: 1336-4500 (1054 amino acids)
Biological process (GO): regulation of apoptotic process
Molecular function (GO): protein binding; ATP hydrolysis activity
Source: RefSeq, a predicted model, not a curated record